CGGCAGCGUCUGCUCGACCAAUAGUGCGUGAGGGAAUCCCAGCACCAAGUUUUGUAUUUUGAUGCACGAGUUGCUUUCUUUUACUUGGUCUGGAUAAGUUAUCAGAUAUGAUGGAUGCACUGUCGGUGGUCAGUCAGCUGCGGGACCUGGCUUCUGAGCCGCAGAACCGAGAGGUGAUAGUCCAGGAUCAGGGCUGUCUCCCCGGGCUGGUUCUCUUCUUAGACCACCAGAACCCAGAGGUGCUGCUUGCAACUCUUCAGACCUUGCGCUACUUGGCCGAGCUGUCUCGCAAUAUUGCCACCAUGAAGAAUGAACUGGGUAUGAUGGUGAGCUUGGAGAAUCUAACUGGGAGGGAUGGCCUUUCUGUUGACAUUACAGCCUUGGCCCAAGAAGUGUUUGACAUUCUGAGUGCUCCUCCCCGUCCUGUGCCACGCACACCCGAGAGGGAAAAGAAAAAGAAAUCCCAGUUCUUUAUCAACUCCUCGAACAAGAAAGCGAAGUCUGUCACUCUGCACAUCCAGGGGCUGGACAGCACUGACCACCGGGGCUUGUGUGAAGAGGCUCUCCUGAAGGUCAGAGGUGUGAUCAGUUUCACCUUUCAGAUGGCCUCCAAGAGAUGCACCAUCCGCAUCCGUUCAGACCUGUCAACUGAGAGUCUGGCAUCAGCCAUUGCUGCCACUGAGGUGUUGUCAGCUCAACAGGUGGUGAAGAAUGAAGCAGGAGAUGAGGUUUUAAUCCCUCUGAACUCAUCUGGAGUCAAGGUGCAGCAGAACUCUGCUCUCCCAGACUACCUCCCAGAGGAGGAGGACAGUCCAGAGAAGGAAGUCAACCGAGCAAUUUCCCGCACCACAGCUAAGGAAGAUUCUAGUGGAAGCUGGCUCAAUGCUGCCGCCGGUUUCCUCACCAAAACUUUCUACUGGUGAAACUUGAACAGUCCUAUUCCGUAAAAAAAAAAAAUGUCGGGUCAAAAGACUAUGUGGCUGUUUGUUGCUGAAGGGGUAAACACUGGAAGUUGAGUACUGUGGGACAACAUCCUGGCUUUGUACAUGAUGUGAGCGUGAUCAACUUGCCACAAGUUGUUGUGACAAAAAACAAAACAAUCUCAACAUGUACCUCUCUCCUGCUCAGUGAAAAACACUUACAUGUAGCUGUUCAAAUCCAUUAUUCUUAUCAAAUGUAAAUAUUUUCUGUCUGACUUUCCAAACUAGCAAAAUCCUCUCUGUAAAAAAAAAAGUUUUAAAUAAGUUGCUACUUCUGUAGAUGGUUGAAAUUGUGUGUUUUGAGGAGUUGUUGGUUUAUUCUAAAUAAAUCUACAAAAUAA
This is a messenger RNA of Labrus mixtus (cuckoo wrasse), 1321 nucleotides long. It is a transcript of the gene armc1l, whose product is annotated as armadillo repeat containing 1, like. The record is from RefSeq and is a predicted model, not a curated record. Bases 108 to 923 code for a protein of 271 amino acids. The transcript is spliced from 7 exons. Lineage: Eukaryota; Metazoa; Chordata; Actinopteri; Labriformes; Labridae. Gene Ontology annotation, molecular function: protein binding; metal ion binding.